This is a messenger RNA of Metopolophium dirhodum (rose-grain aphid), 1206 nucleotides long. RefSeq names its product X-box-binding protein 1 (gene Xbp1). The transcript is spliced from 4 exons. Lineage: Eukaryota; Metazoa; Arthropoda; Insecta; Hemiptera; Aphididae. Gene Ontology annotation, cellular component: nucleus. The coding region runs from base 327 to 1070 and encodes 247 amino acids. Gene Ontology annotation, molecular function: RNA polymerase II transcription regulatory region sequence-specific DNA binding; DNA-binding transcription factor activity, RNA polymerase II-specific. The record is from RefSeq and is a predicted model, not a curated record.
GCCGCCGCCGCGGCCGCCUCCUCCGUCACCACUCGCUUCGCUAGUUCAGUCACAAUUCGGCAUCACUAGCCGCGCGUAUCCGCUACCGUCGCACGCAAAAACUAAACGUAAUUUUAUUCGUAACAAAAAACGAUACGUAAGAAUACACAAUAAUUUGGCGAUCCAUAAUCGAUAAUCCAAACGUAGUCGUUCAAUAACGCGAGCAGAGAGUGUUAUUCGAAUUUUAUUUUUUCCGAUCACCGCAGCACAAUACGGUACCUACAUCAUCGACCGCGGCUGGCCGUGGCAAGAUCGUUUUUUUACUCCCGAAGAAGAAAACAAAUCUCAUGGCGCCCAACAUUAUCCGGCCCAGUCAAAUGUUGAUAUUCAACUCGGCCAUGUGCUACGUGGAACAGCGACAGCACACGGCCGCCGGAGACGUCGGCGGCGGAUCGUCGAUGUCGCCGCCGGCCAAGCGGACGUACGUGAAAAACAUCUCGCCCGAGGAGAAAAUUUUACGCAAAAAAUUACGAAACAGAGAAGCAGCACAGUUAUCUAGAGAUAAAAAGAAAGCGCAAUUCAAUGUUUUAUCAGGAAUGGUUCAUGGUUUAAGAAAAGAGAACGUUCAUUUAAGAGAAGAAAUAGAAACUUUACGAGCCAACCAAGAACAGUUGAUCACCGAAAAUGAAAGGUUACGAGAACAACUUUCUACCGAGUCAUCCAUACCAAAAUCAAUAGUUACAGAAUUCUGUACGACAGCAGUUAAUAACAAGAUUUCGAUUAAUGGACCUGCCGUGUCCAAUAGACACCCUCUGCAGAAGGGCAAACUGAAUCGAAUAUCCUGUUUGACGCUCUGUUAUCAGAUUCUAUUCCUAUUACUGACCAUUCCAUCCUACAUGAUCUCAAGCUUCCAGACGACGAUGACGAUAUGGACUGGCUUGACAACAAUGUAUCAAAACGUUUGGAGAAAAUUGCUGAUGAACUACUCGGCGAAAGUUUCCUUAAUGAAUGUUGUCUUGAUGAAAUGGUGGGGAGCACAUCAGAAAUCAUGGAACCCGGUCAAAAUAUUGAUUUACCAAAUGCAGACAUAAAAGUAGAAGAUGAUCCACUAUUCAUGCUAAACACAGACACAGACACAAUUACAGACGUGAAUACUGUUAAGAUUCCAACUGAAGAAAUGCACUUUUUGGCACCAAAUCUGGUUAAUGCAGACAUGAAAGUAGAAGA